Molecule: messenger RNA, 552 nt
Organism: Penicillium angulare
Lineage: Eukaryota; Fungi; Ascomycota; Eurotiomycetes; Eurotiales; Aspergillaceae
Exons: 2
Coding region: 1-552 (183 amino acids)
Source: RefSeq, a predicted model, not a curated record
AUGCGAAUCAGCGACUUUAUAGAUGCAGCUACAGCCAUCAACAGACAACACAACAACGGAGAACCUCCCCCACCACGGCCGCCGCCGUCGCUCCGGCCACCUUCACAUUCACCUCCACCACCGCCGAGAUUUUGGCCAAAGCAAAUCCCACCCACAACAGACAUUGCAAAUGUUCCUCUAACGUUGGCCUGGGAUCUCAGUUCAGUGACCGAGACAUCGAGAGAGAGUGCAGCCCUUCCUACCAUAUGGACUGAUGAUAUCAGUGAGUUGCUAGCACUCUCUGGUAAGGGUAGUAUCAUUCCUAGCUUCGCUCAUAUCCAACACUAUACACCUACAACGCAAGAAGAGGAACCCACCGUUAUUUUAGAGAUGAGAGUUGCCGGAAAGCCGGCUUCAACAAAAUGGAUUCCAGUUCAGGUUCUGGUUAAGCCUAUGGCUGAUAAAAUGAAUUUCAAACACAGGCUCAGUGGGAAAUGUUGGCGGUAUGCACUUUUCAAUGAACAGUCUCGAGGACUAAUUGUGGGCGACAAGAUGGAUGAUAUGUUUGGAUGA